AUGAUUGUGGGACUGUGCAGCCAGGUGCUGUCCAGCGCUUACGACAUCUUGUCUGACCCUGAGAAGUUCAAGAAGUGGGAGGCCAGCGGGCGCGGCGGCGGCGGCCGGCCAGGCCCGGGCGAGAGCUCGCGGGGAGGCUCGUCGGAGUCGGCGAGGCGGCAGCAGCAGCGGUGGGAGGAGCAGCGGGCCUGGGAGGCGCGCCGGGCGCGGCAGCAGGCCGGGCGCGGCGGCGCCCAGGACUCCGACCUCUCCGCGGCCGCGUUCGCCGUGGGCAAAGCGGCCGCCGUCGCGGCGGGCAUCGCUGGAGCCGCCGUGGGCGCCGCGGGGAAGGCGGUCCAGGCCGCCGCGGGCCCGGGCGUCGCGGGCCAGGGCAUCACCGGCCUUGCAGGAGCGGCAGGCAGGGCGGUGGGCUUCGCAGGCGCAGCUGGCAAGAGCGUGCUCGACAGCGUUUCGCCGCGCGCGAGCCGCAUUGCAAAGAUGAAGCUCGACGAGCUGCUGGAGUUCAUCGGGCAGGCUCCCACGCCCCCCGCGGGCGCCCCGCGGGCGGCGGCGUCGGGCGACCUCCGCGCCGAGGAGGCGGAGGCGGAGAGGCUGCAGGCGCGCGUGGACUCCCUUCGGCGAGACCAGGACUCGUGGGAGGAGCAGGCGCGUGCCCUGAACUCGUCGGGCGACCGUCGCGGCGAGCUGGAGGCGCUGCGGCGCGCGCUGCAGGCCAAGGACGCCGGGAGGGCCGCGCGGGCGGAGCUCUUCGCGUGCUACGACCGCAUAGACGCCGCCCGCGGCGCGCCGCGGCCGUAG
Messenger RNA from Prorocentrum cordatum, 798 nucleotides. The record is from the annotation of a GenBank genome assembly. Lineage: Eukaryota; Dinophyceae; Prorocentrales; Prorocentraceae.